This is a messenger RNA of Bursaphelenchus xylophilus (pine wood nematode), 900 nucleotides long. The record is from the annotation of a GenBank genome assembly. Lineage: Eukaryota; Metazoa; Nematoda; Chromadorea; Rhabditida; Aphelenchoididae.
AUGAGAAAAGCGCGGCCGGAAAAUGGCCGCAAUUGGGUUUGGGAGCGCUGGCCACACUUUCCGGGGCCCCCCGCUCUUCGCUCUUCCUUGAUGUACCCUUUAUUGGUCGCGUUCGUCGUUCCGGCGCUCUUAGUAGCGUUGUUGGGCUUAUUGACGUGUCUGCAUCGGAAUCAGGGCCAUGUGUCGAGCAGUCAGAGUGGGCGCUCCUGGUUCUGGCCCGGUGGCAACUCACAGUAGGUGGAUUACUGUAGUUCAUUGAGCUGGUGGUUGUGUUUGAAUAUGUCAUCGUUUCGUAUGGAAAGGUGUAAUGUAUCGCACGUCAAAACAAUUCUUUCAGAAAAUUGAAAAAACAAGGAAUCUCGGAUCAUUGAUUUUUUUGCGAAGUGCCACAGAAUUAUCGAGCUUGAAAAAUUAUUUUCCUCUUCGAAAAAACAUUUUUCUCGAAAUUCCCUGGGAAAGUUUUCUUUUGUGACUCAAUAAUUCAGCGACAUUUCGUCAAAAAUCAAUGAUCCGAGGUUCCUUGUUUUUUCACUUUUUCUUUGACGUGUAUCGUAUCUUAGUAUAAGUUGAUGACAACAUACAUAUAAGUGCUCUAGGGAAUUAUGGAAAUCAGUCUAAAAUCAGCUGAAGGAUGAAAAUUUUAACAUCAAAUUUUGAUAACUAUAUUGCUUCAGGUUUCAUUUAUAAUAUAUGUAUAAAUAUUUACUAAUUAACAGAAUAAUUUUUUUAACCCCUCAACUUACCUCCUCCCUCUUCAGCUAUCUCCUAAUCCCCAGUUCCCAGCCUGUCUAUGAAACCAGCCUUCAAAUGGACGGCGACAAUUUGCCCAGAUACCAGGAUCUCCGUCUUCCCGUCAAUAAACUCAAGACCGAUCCAUUAACCAAGACCUGGUCUGUUUGA